This is a messenger RNA of Musca domestica (house fly), 1191 nucleotides long. RefSeq names its product valacyclovir hydrolase. Lineage: Eukaryota; Metazoa; Arthropoda; Insecta; Diptera; Muscidae. The coding region runs from base 158 to 997 and encodes 279 amino acids. The record is from RefSeq and is a predicted model, not a curated record. The transcript is spliced from 2 exons.
AAAAAUUUAAAAAUUUCAUUUAAUCAGCGGCAUUCAUCAACAGACGAUAGUCUGAUAUAUUGAACGAUUUGCUAAAAUUUCGUUCAAAUCUUGAUUAAAUAGCCAUAGGCUCAGGUGUUUCAUAGACACAUCAUUUUUUUUUCCGAGUCGAACAAGAAUGCAAACAUUAUAUAAAAUCCACGUAAAUUUACGCACACUAGGGUCGUCCUGCAAACGCCUUUUACAUGUCGAACGUAAAGUUCAAGUAAAGGAUGUCGAAAUUAAUAUUGUCGAAUGUGGACAGGGCGACAAAAGCAUUUUGCUAAUGCCAGGCAUAAUGGGGUCAAUUUGGACAGAUUUUGUUCCACAAAUCAAAGAGUUACCUAAGCUACUACCAGGCCACACAAUUAUAGCUUGGGAUCCACCAGGAAAUGGCAAGUCGGUACCGCCUACAAGAGAAUGGAGAACCGAUUCUCUGCAAAUUGAUGCCGAAUAUGCUGUGGAUUUAAUGAAGGCGUUAAACAAACCAACCUUCUCGAUUGUCGGAUGGAGUGCAGGAGGUACAACAGGUCUUAUUGCAGCGAACCGUUACCCUCAUAUGGUGGAGAAACUUGUGGUUUGGGGUUGUGGUGCUUACAUGGCUCCCAGUGAGUUGAAGAUGUACGACAGCAUGCGAGAUGUUAGCAAAUGGUCAGCAAAAAUGCUUCAGCCUAUGGAACAAAUAUAUGGCGUUGGAACAUUCUCCAAACUUUGGAAUGAUUUAGUCGAUACCCUACUCAAAUUACCCAAUGGCGAUGUGUGCACAAAUGAAUUGGAUGCGAUCAAAGCACCAACAUUAAUCCUACAUGGCAGAAAAGAUCACAUUAAGCCCUUUGAGCAUGUCGAAUAUUUGAGAGAACAUUUAAAGGAUACCAGGUAUUACGAGUUCCCCAAUGGCAAACAUAACAUUCAUCUCGAGUUUCAUAAUAAGUUCAAUAAGUUAAUAGCAGACUUCUUGUUGGACAAACCCCUUACGUAAUCGCAUUAAUAUUCCAUAUUAGUAGUUUAUAAGUAGCAUUUAGGAUAUAUUCAAGUUCCAAAUUUUUACUAAGACCAGUAAUAAAAAAUGAGGGCAACAUGGCCAAAGUGAUGUAUGGCAUAAGAACGUUUUGUGUCAAGUCAUAUAUUCAGCAAAAGCCAAGCCACACUGACAUUCUAUAAUAAUCUACAUAA